Messenger RNA from Wallemia mellicola CBS 633.66, 5538 nucleotides. RefSeq lists its product as hypothetical. Gene Ontology annotation, molecular function: protein heterodimerization activity. The transcript is spliced from 13 exons. NCBI's taxonomy places the organism in Eukaryota, Fungi, Basidiomycota, Wallemiomycetes, Wallemiales, Wallemiaceae. The record is from RefSeq and is a predicted model, not a curated record. Bases 1 to 2226 code for a protein of 741 amino acids.
AUGUCGACUCCGAAUAGCAGACAGAAGCGGAAGAAUUACCCACCAAUACCAACACCAAAUAGAGCGCGAGAGCCACCAACGCCGUCACGUCGUACACCCCGUGGAACGCGUAUUUUACCUCCUCAAAGGACUCAACAAACUCCAAAUGCAGGCGCAACGACGAGUACGCGGCCGAAACCUGAAAGAGAGACUCCUAGAAGUUUAUUAAGGCAACUUACGAAAGCACCUGGUGUACCUAGACCUUCCCCUCCUGUAACAGUAGAGCAACCAGAAGUACGAACACCAUCAAGCAAUAGAGAAAGCUCAAGUCAUAAUGCUAAUGUACUCUCCAAAUCUACCAGAUCAGGAGAACGUGAAAAUCGUCAUGUCACACCGCAAGGCAGGACGCCUACAAGCUCGAGCAAAGAGGUUCCACCUACAGUAAGACGAUCAUCUGCUUUUAGAGGCGUCUCGAAACCUGAUAUGCCACCACCUCCUACACCUCAAAAUGAAACAUCAUUACACAAUUCUGUACAGGAUACACCAGGAUCUAUCGUAACUCUUGACAGUCCUAUGAGUGUUAGUGAAUAUUGGAAACAACACAGACCUGUUUCGAGAUCGCCAUCAUACUUUUCAAAUUUUGAUGAAACUGAAAAUCCUGAAAUUGCACGGAGAGAACGCGCACCGAAUGAUGCACGUUUUAGCGUAGGUGCGAGAUCUAGAUUUGGUUUUGCACUUGGUGAUGAAACUAACCAAUUCGACCAUGGAGAGUCUGAAUUGAUACACGAUCAAUCGCUCCAGUUUGAUAAUGAAUCAUUAAGAAGACAAUCAACUCAUGCUAAUAGUUUCUUAGAUACAUCCAACCGUGAUGAGAGGACUAUUGGUGACAUUGGAAACGAUAGUACAAGCUUUAGACAACCAAAUGUAAUCCUACCUGAUGUGGACGAAGAUAAUGAGAGGGAAAUUGAAGAAGAGGUUCUUAGAGAUGACCGUAAGUCGCAUACACCAUCCAGAGGAACUCCUAGAAGUGGAAGUGGGAGCAGUCUACGUGACACGGAAAGUCCUCAAACACGAAAAGAAUCACCGGGAACUCAUUCAGAGAGACAACCUAGUGAAUCUCUUGACAGUGCGAAUGAUAGUGUUAGCAGCAACAGAAGUAAGCGCAAGAGAGAUUCAUCUGAUAGCGUUGCCAACAGCUAUGAAAGCGAUCGCGGUAGAGGUAGUCAAGAUAGAUCACCUAUUACAAAUAACGAUGAUGAUCAAGAAGUAGAUAAUGGCCUUGCUGAUGCUGAUGUCGAAGAAGAUCUUAUAAAUAUGUUACCUGAUAAUGAAAUGAUUGAUACAGAAGUACAAGAAGGCGAUAAUGAUGAAGGUGCGUGGGAGAAAGAUGAGGCUAUGAGCGAAGGUCAGAAAGAGCCAGAUGAUUGGGAUAUACCCGAAACGGAGAAACCCACUGCAGAGGAAGAGGAAGAGGAAGAGGAUCCAAGGCAAGAACAAGAAAAAGAAGAGGAAGACCCAGAGCAAGAACAAGAGGAACAGGAAGUAGAGGAAGAGAUCAUUGAGAGACAACCAGAAGAUGCCCCUGAACAGGAAGAAGGAGAAGAGGAAGAGGCAAUCGAUCCAAAUUUGAGGGAACAAGGUCGUCAUUCGAAUAGUCCCGGUGAUCCACGUAAAUCUGGUGAUGUAGGUCCAGAUGACAGCGGUGACGGUAAUGAACCGCUGAGAAAGAGACCAAAGCCUGCACCAAAGAAAGAGAGAUUCGCUAGAGGUAGUUCACAACCACUUCCUAAUAUCAGUGCAGCCAGUAUGAAGCGCUUCAUGGAGCGUUUCAUGAACCAGCACCGGACUGGAGGCAAGAUUGUAGUUGAUCCUGGUGCUCAGGAGGUGAUGAUGGAUAACUGCUACAACUACCUCGAACUACUCUGCAAUCAAACUGAAACGAGAGCUAGACAAAAUGGUCGAAAUAAUGAGCUCCGGGCAUCUGAUAUGAUUGAGGUUUUAAGGGAUCAGGGUGUUAUUUCUGAUAGGGCACCAUUGCAGACGUUAGCCAGACGAUUACUCCCUGCUGAGCUCAUCAACGAAUAUGACCAAAUAUCCGGUGACUGGGGUGUCGAUGUUGGGAUUAUGAAAGGAAAAACAAGCAAUAAGCAACCGAAAUCAGCAUUAAAGAGACCAGCAGGUACUGAAGUUGAUGAAGAUAGUGAAGGAGAGGCUGAGGAAGCUGAGGAAGAUGAAGAGGCCGAGUAAAAGCCGAACAAGAAGCUGAACUAGGAUCAUAAUGGCGAAAGUGUAGAAUAUUGUACUAAUACUUCUGAUUGAUUAAUGUAUAGUUCUGAUCUAUCAUACAGGUAUUGGGAUAUCUAACGCAGGUUUAGCCGCGUAACAAGCCGUCUAGUUGCUUCUGCAUUCUUUCUAGCUCUUCAUCGUGAUUUUGUUCUUCUGCUUGUGGUUCUUCGAUCUCGGGAAGUUCUUUAUCAGCCAUUGAACCAAUUUGGUCGAGCUUUCCACCAGUUAUUUCCAUUAAAACCUUAUCAACUUCUUCGUCAGCCUCCUCGUUGAGACCCUCCUCUUCGUCAUGCGCGUCCAUUGUUUCUUGAAGCAUUUCGUCCAUGAUGCCAGCCUUCAUCAUUUCCUGUGACAUCUGUGACAUAGUGCUAGAUAACUGAGGAAGUUUAAUAAGUGAUGAAGAUAGUUUCAUAAUCUCUGUUGAUUUCUGUAAGCUACCAGUCACUUUCAUUGUCGACAACUGGGAUGAUAGCUGCAUCGAUAUAGAAUUGAGCGUGACCUUUGAAGAUAACAAACGCUCUUUUUGCUUAUUAGAGCGUGCAAUUUCCUUUGCUAAAAUACGGCAGGAUUUCCUAUCGUCUCUUUUUGCCAACUGCUUCAAAGAGGACUUUGUUUUGUUCGUUGCCUGAUCUAAUUGACGUAUCUCUCUAUCAAGUAAUCUAGACUCUUUGCGUAGAUUCGCUUGCCAUUUACGCACUCUUUCCUCUGGAGUUAGACCGAAUAUGAAAGUGUUUAGGGAUUUGAGCAUCGAUGUUGUUGUUCAAGAGAACAGCUAGUCAGUAUUUCAAAUGAAACUAAUAAAUAACAAAUAAAUAUCAUCAUACACUUAAUUUGUACCUUGAUCUACACCAGCCAUGUCAGCGAUAAGAUGUUGGAAGAGACUCAUAAGAUUCGUCGCUAAAGAAGACGGUCGUAUUUAUCUCGGUGAACCCCUUUCAGCCGAUAUCGACGUUGGCCUCUCUAAAAACAUACAAGCUGACAUACUCAACACUAAUUCUGCCCUCACUGCUACUCUCCGCACCGGGGAUAUCAAGACAGUCUCAAAGCUGCUUUCACCUCUUAGUUUCGAUGAAGUACCUACCAGUCGCUUUCUUGGCUUAAAUUACAGGGACCAUGCUGAAGAGUGCAAACUCAAAAUUCCAACUCAGCCUAUUUUGUUCUACAAACCAUCAACUGCCUUGGCUGGACCGGGGGACGCAAUACCAAUACCACGUGUAUGUCAACCAUCAGAUGAGCAUUUAGUCGACUAUGAGGCCGAAUUUAUUGCUGUAAUUGGACGUGCUGCAAAAAAUGUCAGUAAGAAAGACGCUUUGAACUAUAUCCUUGGUUAUUCAAUCGGUAAUGACGUUAGCACGAGAAAGCACCAAUUCGGUAGCUCACAAUGGGGAUUCUCCAAGUCAUUUGAUGGUAGUGCACCAUGGGGACCCGCACUUGUUAGUGCAGACGAGAUUACUGAUCCUCAAAAUAUCCCAAUCGGCACAAAGCUCAACGGAACCAUUAUGCAAAACAGUUCAACUUUAAAGCAAAUAUUCUCUUUAGCUGAGACAAUCGCCUUCUUAUCACAAGGAACUACACUUCUACCAGGAUCAUUAAUAUGGACAGGUACACCAAUGGGUGUCGGAUUCACUCGUAAUCCGCCUGCAUACUUAAAGCAUGGUGAUAAAGUUGAAAUAUUCUCUAACAAUCAAAUUGGGACGCUGGUGAAUAAUGUAGCUAACGAUGAAUAAAGUACAAGGUUGUUUUUCUUUUUUCUUUUUUACAAUUACAUAUUAUACUCUGGUGAUAUCCUCUCAUUGAGUUGAUUAUUGAGUGUGUUAGUAGAUGCUGAUGAACCGACGAUCUGUCUUAAGAAAUCAUCUAAUUGUGGUUUAGACGUAUGCUCAUGACCACAACCGAAGUUAUUGAAAUUAUUAGAAGUUUGAGCACUUUGGAAGAACCUGCGUUUCUUUUUAGAGAAAUUUUGUGUUCUAUUUCUACCAUUUAUUCUAUUACUACGAUUUUUGUAGGUAGAUUGAUAGUCAUCCUCUUCCAUUUCAGGUUCAUCAUAAAUAUUAUUAGCAGCUUUUGAUAUCCUCUCGUCGAGUUCAUCAUCUGAUUGAUCACUGUAAGGCCAUGGAUCAGAUGGUACCUCUCUUAUCUGUGCGGAUGGUGCGAAAGGUAAUUCUUUGAGGUGUUCAAACACCUUAGUUUGUAUAUCAUGAAGAUACUCUGGCGUGUUGUGAUUCUCCAUGUUAGUUUCAGGUACGUCAAGCUUAUAACGCGGGCCAUAAUAAUCAAGAUAAUCGUUGAAUGGGAGGUCUUCUUCGAGGUGUUUAUCAACUAGCAAUCCAGUUUCGUAAGUCCAUGUACGUGAAACGUUUCGCACUGCGUAUCCACCACCACCCAAGACAAUCAUCGGUAAGUUGAAAGCUUUAACGAAUUUGACACAGUCUGCGUGACCUUUCAUGGAGAGAUUAAAAACACCAAGUUUGUCACCAGCUAAACUGUCGGCGCCGCAUUGUAAAACAACAGCGCCCGGUCUAUACCAUUCCAUAAUGUGUUGUAUUGUAGGUCUGAAAACAGAGUGAUAACUCUCAUCAUCGAUACCAUCCCUCAAGGGGAAGUUAACAGAGUAAGAUUUGCCUUUAAACAUUCCAGUGUCAUCCGUACUACCCGUACCAGGAAAAUAAUCUGGGUAUUUGUGGAAAGAACAAGUGAGUACCCUGUCGGUAGUAUAGAAAGCCUCUUCAACGCCAUCGCCAUGAUGAAUAUCGAUAUCAAUAUAAAGAACCCUUUGAUGGUACCUCAAAAGUUCGAUAAUGGCGAGUACGAUAUCAUUGACGUAACAGAAACCGGAUGCUUCUCUCUUUUUAGCGUGAUGCAAACCGCCGGCCCAAUUAACAGAUAUGUCAGAUUCACCUGAAGUUAGUCUGUUUGCUGCUGCUAUACUUCCACCUGCAGAGAUGGAGCAGAAUUCGAAAAGUCCUUCGAAUGAUGGGCAAUCUUCUCCUGAGAGGAAAAUUUCGUGGUUUCUCGUUAGAUCUGCAGCUGUCUCUGGUGUGACGUGCUUUAAGAAAUCGAUGUACUCGUCUGUAUGAAAUCUAGUCAUCUCCUCAGGAGAAGCUCUAGGAGGUUUCAGUAUUUGCAUCUUCUUAUCUAAACCAUAAUUGAGUACUAGGUUAUGUACCAUUCUCAUUCUAUGGGGUUUCAUAGGGUGUCCAAAGCCAUAAGAGUAGUUGCCGACGUCAGAGUCAUAAUAGUAUGCGACUUUAGAUUUUAAUUUUUUAGAUUCUG